Molecule: messenger RNA, 1452 nt
Organism: Penicillium riverlandense
Lineage: Eukaryota; Fungi; Ascomycota; Eurotiomycetes; Eurotiales; Aspergillaceae
Exons: 4
Coding region: 1-1452 (483 amino acids)
Biological process (GO): transmembrane transport
Cellular component (GO): membrane
Molecular function (GO): transmembrane transporter activity
Source: RefSeq, a predicted model, not a curated record
AUGACGGAAAUCCUCUCUAUCCACGAACCAGUGAAAGAUGGCGGCGAGAGUGUGCCGGACGUCGACCCGGCGCUGGAACACGGUAUUGUGCGGAAGUUGGACUUCCACAUCCUCCCCUGGCUGUUCGGCAUGUGGUUCUUUUGCUUUUUAGACCGAAGCAAUAUUGGCAAUGCCAAAAUCGAAGGCCUCGACGAAGACCUUCAUCUGACGGGCGACGAGUUCAAUGUCGCACUGACAUUGUUUUUCGUUCCGUAUAUCCUCGUGGACGUGCCGAGCAAUUGGCUGGUGAAACGACUCAAGCCAGGCAACUAUCUCCCCGCAUUGACCGUCGGUUGGGGCCUUGUCAGCACCUUUCUCGGGUUUGUGCAAUCCUACGGGGGGUUGGUGGCAGCUCGAGUCGUCCUCGGCAUCUUUGAAGGUGGUCUGGCCGGGGGAAUCGUCCUAUAUCUGUCCACCUUCUAUCCUCGAAGACAGAUGGUUCUCCGGAUUGCUCUGUUCUAUUGUGCCGCACCAUUGAGCGGUGCGUUUGGCGGUCUUCUGGCCUCUGGUCUAUCACAGAUCCAGUGUGGAGGUUAUAAUCGGUGGCCCUGGAUCUUUUUCAUUGAAGGAGCAUUGACGACGGUCUUCGGCAUCUCGUCGUGGUUCUUUCUACCUCACAGCCCGGAGACGGCCUCUUUUCUGAUCGCAGAAGAGCGAGAGGCAGCCAGCCAGAGAAUGAUCCUGGAUUUCCAUGCCCAUGCGAGACAUGAUUAUUCCCGCGAAAAUCGAUUCAACUGGCACUGGGUAAGAAUUGGCAUUCUCGACCCCAACACCCUUCUCAACGCCCUGGGGUACUUGGCUAUCAUCAUUCCAAUAUACAGUUUCGCUUUUUUUCUGCCGACCAUUAUCAACACCCUAGGGUACUCCCCAUUGAUCUCUCAACUGUUGACGGUUCCGCCCAAUAUGGCCGGAUUCAUGACCGUCCUGUUGCUGGCCGCAUUAUCCGACAAGGUCAAUAUCAGAGGCCCGCUGCUCAUCGGAGGCUGUCUCCUUGCUAUCAUCGGGUAUGUCAUGUUGCUCGUCGGAAAGGAGCCGACCACCCGGUAUGGCGGCACCUUCUUCGUCGCCGCAGGGAUCUAUCCUUGUUCGCCCAUCACGCUGGGAUGGUUGGCCAACCAAAUCACCCCGCACUAUGCCAGGGCGACGGCCGGAGGCUUUCAAAUCGCGGUGGCCAAUCUGGCAGCCUUUGUGGCCACCUUUGCGUACUUGCCUCAGGACGCGCCAGAAUUUCGACUUGGCAAUUUUAUCAAUAUUGGAGCUCUGAUUCUUGCCAUUAUCACGACUGGGGUCAAUAUUGCUUAUAUCAAGUGGGAAAACGGCAAACGCGAACGAGGGGAGCGAGACUAUCGACUACGGGAUCAUGGAAUCGAAUGGCUGGGCCAUUUGCAUCCGAGCUAUCGCUACACGAUCUAG